AUGGUGCUCUCCUUCAUUCUGAUACAGAAUCGCCAAGGGAAGACACGGCUGGCGAAAUGGUAUGCGCCGUACAGUGAUGAAGAGAAAGUCAAGCUGAAGGGCGAGGUCCACCGCCUCAUCGCGCCCCGCGACCAAAAACAUCAAUCCAACUUCGUCGAGUUCCGCAACAUGUCCAAGAUUGUGUAUCGGCGGUACGCUGGACUAUUCUUCUGCGCAUGCGUAGACACAAACGACAACGAGCUGGCGUAUCUCGAGGCCAUACACUUUUUUGUCGAGGUGUUGGAUGCGUUCUUUGGGAACGUGUGUGAGCUGGACUUGGUGUUCAACUUCUACAAGGUCUAUGCCAUUCUCGACGAGGUGUUCCUUGCGGGCGAGAUUGAGGAGACAAGCAAACAGGUUGUUUUGACGCGGUUGGCUCACUUGGAUAAGCUGGAGUGAACUGGGUAGUGGUUGAGUAAAGGGACGCUGUGGAAGGAGCGGACACAAACUAUGGCAACGCCUCAGACCAAUAAUUGGCUACAAUAACAACGGUCACUGGGCCUGGGCUCAGAGUUACAUAUGGAGGAGGCGAUGACCCCCCAUUUCAGCAG
Molecule: messenger RNA, 590 nt
Organism: Dothidotthia symphoricarpi CBS 119687
Lineage: Eukaryota; Fungi; Ascomycota; Dothideomycetes; Pleosporales; Dothidotthiaceae
Product: AP-2 complex subunit sigma
Exons: 5
Coding region: 1-438 (145 amino acids)
Biological process (GO): clathrin-dependent endocytosis; protein transport
Cellular component (GO): intracellular membrane-bounded organelle; AP-2 adaptor complex
Molecular function (GO): clathrin-cargo adaptor activity
Source: RefSeq, a predicted model, not a curated record